AUGCCAGCUAAUAUAGUAGAUGAUAUGAAGAUAGCGGCAAUUGCGACCUGUCCCAAACAUUGUGCUUUGUGCUGCCAGACGCCUGCAUAUAGUUGUUCGAAUGUGGCAUUCCCUCGUCUCAACUGCGCCACAAUCACUUCAUCCCAAUGUAACUCGCCAACAUGGCGUGUGAUCAUCGCUCAAGACUGCCCAGCAUCUUGUGGAUUCUGCAACGAAGGAGGAUGUGUGGACGCUGUCACCAACUGUGAGACAGACCUUUCCAUCUGUACCACUGUUGGCAUGCAAGACUUUGUCAAUACAUACUGUCAAAGGACCUGCAAUAGAUGUCCAUCCACCACUGCUGCUUCUGGUAUCGUAACCUCUACAGGAUCAUCCACUGUAACAUGCACAUCAUAUAUCGCUGACACUACCACUCAAUGUGCCGCCUGGGCCGCUAAUGGAUUCUGCACUAACACCUUCUACACAUCGGCUCAACGCAGAGCGAGAUGUGCAACUACUUGUAGAAUUUGCUAA
Molecule: messenger RNA, 513 nt
Organism: Caenorhabditis briggsae
Lineage: Eukaryota; Metazoa; Nematoda; Chromadorea; Rhabditida; Rhabditidae
Exons: 2
Coding region: 1-513 (170 amino acids)
Source: RefSeq, a predicted model, not a curated record